AUGGACAUAAACGAGGACAUAAUCAGAGAGGAAGUGAGCAGCUUCGUGUCCAGUCUACAACGACUGCUGCCCAAGAAAAAGGAAAUCAUAGUUAUACAGCCGCAGAAAGUAAGAUUGACAAGGCUAAACGAUGUUCAUUAUGAGGCGAAAAACGUGUUUCCAAAGUGCUUUAUCGGUGCUAAGCUGGUUGUUUUGAGAGACGUACUGGACAAAGUCAAAUUAAUUCAACAAUACAAUUACGGUAAACCAAAAGAUUCAUAUAGAACUUUCGGACAUUUGAUACAUCAGGAAACGGAGCCUAAGCAUGUCGAUGAUGGCUUAGUGAUCGACUCCGCUGGCAGCGCGACAGCGACGUACAAAGAGGUCAUCGAGGGGUCAUACGAAAUGCGUUUGACAUCGCGGAUCAAAGAUUUGGUGUCCUCGGAAACCGAAAUAGUGUUUGAUAAGGAAAACGAGAAGUCAGUCGGUACGGUCUCGUGUACAAUGAGAGACGUUGACCCGACCAGUCUUAAAUUCAUAACGCAAUGGAUGUAUAAAGUUCAUUCCGAUGUUUAUGUUGGCACAGAAGUUGGGAUAAGGCCUUUAGCGUUCCCCGCGGCGCCUGAUUACUCAUUGAGCGUUCGAUAUGAAAAGCCUUCUUUCGCAUUAUCGUCGACGAUCAGCAAGAUUGGUUUCCAAGCUUGUUUAUACAAGAAAUUCGCUCCGGAUUUAGCGAUUGCCUCGAUUCUUAGUGAGGACGGCCGCGGUGUUCCCGUGUCUGUCGGGCUGGCGUUGCAUAAAAAUUUCGGGAGUGACACCGAUUUGAAGGUGUUUGUAGAUUCGCAGCGCUGCGGGGGAUUUACGCUUCAGAAAGAUGUCCAUUUCCGCGAGAACCGUGAGACCCGGGUCCUCCGGAUCAUAGCCAGUACCCUCAUAGACAAGCAGAGGAGGGUGCGAUUCGGUUUUGGUUUUAAUCUUGACUUUUGACGAUUAUUGUGGUUUUUUUUUCUGUUAUAUAUGU
Molecule: messenger RNA, 1000 nt
Organism: Bombyx mandarina (wild silkworm)
Lineage: Eukaryota; Metazoa; Arthropoda; Insecta; Lepidoptera; Bombycidae
Source: RefSeq, a predicted model, not a curated record